This is a messenger RNA of Symphalangus syndactylus (siamang), 6553 nucleotides long. RefSeq names its product chromosome 3 C9orf85 homolog (gene C3H9orf85). The record is from RefSeq and is a predicted model, not a curated record. NCBI's taxonomy places the organism in Eukaryota, Metazoa, Chordata, Mammalia, Primates, Hylobatidae.
GCGUAAGUUUCUUCCGGGUCAUUGACAGAAGCAUCAAUUCCUGGGAGUAGUUCGUUGGUUUUCUUUCCCUUCAUCCUUUUGCCUGUUCCCGGCGAGGGGUGGCUUUGAUUUCGGCGAUGAGCUCCCAGAAAGGCAACGUGGCUCGUUCCAGGCCUCAGAAGCACCAGAAUACGUUUAGCUUCAAAAAUGACAAGUUCGAUAAGAGUGUGCAGACCAAGAAAAUUAAUGCAAAACUUCAUGAUGGAGUAUGUCAGCGCUGUAAAGAAGUUCUUGAGUGGCGUGUAAAAUACAGCAAAUACAAACCAUUAUCAAAACCUAAAAAAUGUGUUAAAUGUUUACAAAAGACAGUGAAGGAUUCUUAUCACAUAAUGUGUAGACCAUGUGCCUGUGAACUUGAAGUUUGCGCAAAAUGUGGAAAGAAAGAAGACAUUGUUAUUCCGUUGAAUAAAGAAACAGAAAAAAUAGAACAUACUGAAAAUAAUCUAAGUUCCAACCAUAGAAGAAGCUGCAGAAGAAAUGAAGAAAGUGAUGAUGAUUUAGAUUUUGAUAUUGAUUUAGAAGACACAGGAGAACAUCAAAUGAAUUAAUAUCACUGUAUUAAAAGUCAGCCGGGCACAGUGGCUCAUGCCUGUAAUCCCAACACUUUGGGAGGCCAAAGCGGGUGGAUCACCUGAGGUCAGGAGUUCGAGACCAGCCUGGCCAACAUGGCGAAACCCCGUCUCUACUAAAAAUACAAAAAAUUGGCUGGGCAUGGUGGCUUAUGCCUGUAAUCCCAGCUACUCGGGAGGCUGAAGCAGGAGAAUUGCUUGAACCCAGGAGGCAGAGGUUGAAGUGAGCUGAGUUCGCGCCAUUACACUCCAGCCUGGGUGACAGAGCGAGACUCUGUCUCAAAAAAAAUAAAAUAAAAAGUCAAUUUAAGAAUGUGAAAUUCUGACCACCUUUUGGCUUUGAGUAUUUUCCAAAAGAUUUUUGAAAUCCUAAUGAGGAAAUCAGAAAAAGCUAUGGAAAAAUAGAAAAAUUUCAUACAUGAACAAUAUAAAUUGUGUAUAUUACUUAAUAUCAAACUAAACAAGAUUCAGAAUUGAUGGUUGUAUAAGAACUAGCUCAUGUAAAAAUAAGAUGACAUUAUUACAUUGCCUCAAAAAUUGGUCCUCAGUAAGUGCCUUUUGGUAAAUGAUCUCAGAUAAAUGACUCAUAGCAAAAGCCCUGUCACUUAUGUUUAAUUGUUACAAAGUAAAAGCAAUUUUUUCAAAAUAAUAAUGUUUAACAAGCGUAUACCAAUUCUGCUUUGUAUUUUUAUAUAUUUCAUCACAUUUUAACCUUUUUCUCUUGUGAAAUGUACAUACAGAAAAAGUGCAUAUAAUUUAUACACUUUAUAAUAAGUGUAUGCAUUUUUUAUAAUAAUUAUAAAGGAAAGUUCAUGCAUUGACACACCUCAGUGAGGAAACUGCCAGCAUCAGGACACCCCAGUGAGGCUCUCCCUCAGCAAAAGUUCAUCUUUCUUCCCAUAGUUGGCACUAUUCUGAAUUUUGAUCAUUACUGUCUUAAUUUUUUUACUACCCAUGUUUGUACUCCUAAACAAUAUAAAUUAGCUUGGUCUGGGUUUUUUUUUUUUUGACUCUUCUUUUAAUUUUUUUAUUAUGUUUUUUAUUUUUUUAAUUUUAUUUUAUUAAUUUUUCUGAGACAGAGUUUCACUCUUGUUGCACAGGCUGGAGUGCAAUGACGCGAUCUCGGCUCACUGCAACCUCCACCUCCUGGGUUCAAGCGAUUCUCCUGCCUCAGCCUCCCAAGUAGCUGAGAUUACAGGUGUCUGCCACCACGCCCAGCUGAUCUUUGUCUUUUUAGUAGAGACGGGGUUUCACCAUGUUGGCCAGGCUGGUCUUGAACUCCUGACCUCAGGUAAUCCACCUGCCUCGGCCUCCCGCAGUGCUGGGAUUACAGGUGUGAGCCAACAUGCCAGGCCAUAUUUUUUAUUUUUUAUUUUACUUUUUUUUUUUUUUUUUUGAGAUGGAGUCUCGCUCCGCUGCCCAGGUAGAGUGCAGUGGCAUGAUCUCGGUUCACUGCAGCCUCCACCUCCCGAGUUCAAGUGAUUCUCCUGCCUUAGCCUCCCUAGUAGUGGGGACUGCAGGCCUGUGCCACUACGCCUGGGUAAUUUUUGUAUUUUUAGUAGAGACGAGGUUUCACCAUGUUGGCCAGGUGGUCUCGAACUCCUGGCCUCAAGCGAUCCACCCACCUUGGCCUCCUGAAGUACUAGAAUUACAGACAUGAGCCUCCACAUCUGGCUCAUAGUUUGUUUUUUCUAACGUUGAGAGACAUUUGAGUUAUCUCAAAUUUUUCCUGUUACAAUACUAGCAUGAGCAUUGUUACAUGUGUCUCAUGAUAGACCUGUGCAUUUCUGUUAGGUAUGUAUCUAGCAGUGGUAGAGGGAAUCAGGUCAAUGCAUCUUCACUUUUACUAUGUAAAACAAAACUUUUCCCGAGAGAUUUUAUCCCCUUGUUCAUAGAAAUGGAUUAGAAUUUCAGCGCUCUGCAUCCUUUCUAACACUUGGUAUCAGACUUUUAAAUUUCUGCCAGUUGAAUAUGUGUGCAAUAGUAUCUCUUUGUCUUAAUAAUUGUAUUUCUAAUUACAAAUAAGCUUGAGCCCCUUUUUGUGUUUAUUGGCUAUCUCACUUUUGAUAAUAGGUGAUAUUAGGGAAUCAUUUAAGUGGAAUGUUAUUUUAGAAAUCCAUACUGAAAUACUUAAGGAUGCAAUACUAAUUUACUGUAGCCCAUUUCAGCAUAAAAAAAGUGCAGACAUAGAUAACAUUUCAGUGACAUCAGAAAAUAUUACCUGGGAAUACAUCAAAAAGUAUUCAAGAACUCUGUCAACAAAAAUAUAAAAUCUUAUCAAGGCAUUAAAGAAAGUGGAGGCUGGGUGAGUUGGCUCAUGCCUGUAAUCCCAGCACUUUCGGAGGCCAAGGCAUGCAGAUCACCUGAGGUCAGGAGUUUGAGACCAACCUGCCCAACAUGGUGAAACCCCAGCUCUACUAAAAAUAACAAACUAGCCGGGUGUGGUAGCAGGUGCCUGCAAUCCCAGCUACUCGGGAGGCUGAGGCAGGAGAAUCGCUUGAACCCAGUAAGCAGAGGUUGCAGUGAGCCAAGAUCGCGCCAUUGCACUCCAGCCUGGGUGACAAGAGCAAGACUCCAUCUCAAAAAAAAAAAAAAGUGGAGACAAAAAUGAAUAGAAAUACUAUCUUCAGAAUUUGAAAGUCUCAGUAUUCUAAACAUAUAGCCUGACUGAAAGAAAUGUUGUGUCCCACUGGGCGCGUUGGCUCGCGCCUGUAAUCCUAGCACUUUUGGAGGCCAAGGCGGACGGAUCACCUGAGGUCGGGAGUUCAAGACCAGCCUGACCAACACAGAGAAACCCCAUCUCUACCAAAAAUACAAAAUUAGCCAGACCUGGUGGCGCAUCCCUGUAAUCUCAGCUAGUCCGGAGGCUGAGGCAGGAGAAUCACUUGAACCCAAGAGGCAGAGGUUGUGGUGAGCCAAGAUAGCGCUACUGCACUCCAGCCUGGGGAACAAGAAGGAAACUCUGUCUCAAAAGAAAGAAAUUUUCUGCCCAUAAAUUUGUGUGGCUUUCCUUUCUUGCAUAUAAACUUAUUUUCUGGACUAUUUAACUUUUGUGAUUAAGGAGCCAACUAAAGUCUUAUUGGACCUACCAUAAAUUCUUUCCCAUGUGAAUGAAUACUAAUUCCUAAGAUGACUUUACCAGGAAAAAAAUUUAACAAAGAGCAUCACCUAGUGACAUACAUUAAUAGCUGCAUUCAUUCCUUAGUGCUAAGAAAGAUUGUUUUGUAUUUUAAGCAGACUUCAUUAUAUUUAGUUCCUUUACAUUUAUUUUUAGGAAUUAACCCUUCUAGUCCAAAAGCUGUUUGUAUCAUAACAUACAGAAAUGAGAUGAAGGCUUUGUUUUGUUUUAAUGAAAUGAAUCACUUUAAUAUAGUGCAUUGAUUUGUUGCACCUUGAUAUCUGGCAGGAGGAUAUCAAGACUGCAUUCACAUAUUCUGAAAUAUUACAGUGCUUUGUUAUAGAAGUGCCAAAGCUCUGAUCAUAAAACUUGUAUGAGGAGCUUUUAAGAAAAUUAUUGGCCGGGCACGGUGGCUCAUGCCUGUAAUCCCAGUACUUUGGGAGGCCGAGGCGGGUGGAUCAUGAGGUCAGGAGAUCGAGACCAUCCUGGCUAACGUGGUGAAACCCCGUCUCUACUAAAAAUACAAAAAAUUAGCCGUGUGUGGUGGCGGGCGCCUGUAGUCCCAGCUACUUGUGAGGCUGAGGCAGGAGAAUGGCAUGAACCCGGGAGGCGGAGAUUACAGUGAGCCGAGAUCGCGCCACUGCACUCCAGCCUGGGUGACAGAGCGAGACUCCAUCUCAAAAAAAAAAAAAGAAAAUUCUUAUUCCUGGGAUAUUGUGGUUCAUUUGGUCUGGAAUAUAGCCCAGGAUUUUUUUUUUUCCAACUCCUCAGGUGAUUCUGAUCAUCAACUGUAACAAAUACAAUUAGCUGCAUAUGGCAAAAAGCCAUUCCCGUGCCCAUUUACUUCUCUACAUAACUAGAAUAUAGUACCCCCGUUGUCACGUUUUCUCUUUCACAAUCUCUCUUGCAACUAGGAGUACCCAGCAUAUGAGGGGAAUCUGCUGAGACAAUCUGGGAAAGACUUACCUCACUGACAAGAAGAAAGCACUUUUCUAACAGGCUGUUUCUACCUGAAUAUGAUUGUGAGGAAAUAUGAUGUCUAGAGCUUGCAGCCAUGAUAGGGAUACCAAACGAGCUGCAGAGACAGUGAUCCAGAGCCCUGACAUUGUGAAGCUGCUAAACUAACGAGCCCUGGGCUCACCCACCUCUAGAAUUCUUGUAAGAUAAUUACAUGUCCAGAGCUUUUUCAAGCACCCAUAUCUGUAAAAAAAAAAAAAAAUGUUUUUAAAUAGUUUCUUUUGUUGUAAAAAAAAAAAGUUAAUUACAUGUCUCAUUAGACAUUUAAUGCAUAAGCUGUUGCCAAUUAGAAGUUCUGUUACUUUCAGCCAAAUGCAUUCCCAGCUGAUACCUCAGCAAGUUUUAUAACCCUAUUUUAUAGCACUUGCGUGCUAUGGCAAAAAGAGAAAGAUCAGUGUAUCAAAAAAUGAUUCAUUAGUAAUGAAGGCUUAUCAAUGUGGUUGUUUGAUUACAUUCUGCCAAAGAAGAAUUGAUAUACCAUGUAUACAAGAUUAUAUAUGUAAGACCUAAAUCUUAUAUAAGAUAGAUCUUAUACAUAUUAUACAUUUAUAAUUUAUAAUGUAAAAUUAAAACUGAUAGAUGUCACAUUUAUGCAAAGUUAUAAAUAUUCCAUGAUCCUAAACUUUUUUUCUUAAGUGAAAUGUGUAACAAUAUUAACCUUUAACACAUCUUUGUCCCUUGUUUUUACCCCUCUUCCUAGGUCUUUUCCUUUCCUUGUAACAUUAAUCCUGUAUUGAAUGAUUUCCCUGUAAUUGUGGCAUAGAAUUUUUUUCUCUCAUAUUAUUCAGAUUUGUCAGCAAUACUGAAUGUUACAGGACCACUUUCCACAAUUUUUACUGGCUACGCUGAUGGAAUCUAGGGGGUUGGAAUUGCUUACUCAUCUCUAUGCUAAUGGAGUCUCACUCUGUCACCCAGGCUGGAGUGCAGUGGCAUGAUCUCAGCUCACUGAAAUCUCCGCCUCCCAGGUUCAAGAGAUUCUCUGGCCUCAGCCUCCCGAGUAGCUAGGAUUACAGAUGCGUGCCACCAUCCCCGGCUAAUUUUUGUAUUUUUAGUUGAGACAGGGUUUCACCAUGUUGGCCAGGCUGGUCUCAAACUCCUGACUGCAGGUGAUCCGCCCAUCUCAGCCUUCCAAAGUGCUGGGAUUACAGGUGUGAGCCAUUGCACCUGGCCUAUAUUUUUUUGUUUAAUCUGUAAGAGUUAUUUAUUUCUUUUGCCAUUAUGAAGAAAAAUCAUAACAUGGGAACAAUGACCUAAAUAACUGAAACAGGAAAUGAAUUGGCCCUGGGGAAAUUGCCGUGACCAGCUGAGGUUAGGAAAGAUGGUCUAGAACAGGACAAAACUGACAUCCCUUAGCAGAGGAUAUUACAACAUGUCCGCAAAGUCAGGAAACAUAAGAUAAAAUGAUUUUUAAAACUAUAUUAUUUACACUUCCAAACAGUGUACUGUACUCAAUAUGUUUUCUGGCUAAGUACUCUAAAUUUAAAGCAAUAGGUCCAAUUGUGACUCUGGAAAAACAUAUAAUGAGUAAUCUGGAAACACAGGGAGAAUAGUAUAUACUUCACCCAAAAACAUUCUGAGCUUACUAUUUAGAAGUGUAACUAAACAGUUACACACUGUUUAAAAAUAAGUUUCCCCUAUGUUUCUCAUCUCUGCAACACUUGUGGCUGCCAGCUGACACAAGGCAGGUGCAGUGUGAGUGGCUGCCAGUGGACAGUGACAAAAACAAGACUUACUGAAACAAACAAGUGUUUCAUAAAUAAUUUGGAAACAAUUUUGGAAUCCCUUUCUUGGCCAUGGAAACAGUACAUUU